AUUUGCCUCCGCUAUAAUAGCGUGUAGAGGGCUGUCACCGGAACAAAACCUGGACAGCAUUCAGCAUUCAUACGAAGCCUUCGAGACUCGCAAGAGUGCACACCACCAAAAUGAAGCGGACUGUGACAAUCAUGAGUCUUUUUGCAUUGCGUGUUGCUGCACAAGCAUCACCAGGCCUUCCUUUCGUCAUCAACACAUGGGGAGGACCAUUCACCGCAGCCACCGAUGCAGCCUACCUGUCUUUGCAGAGACCCACCACUUCAGCGCUGGACGCCGUAGAGAUUGGCUGCUCCACUUGCGAGAAGAACCAGUGUGACGGCUCAGUCGGCUUUGGUGGCUCGCCGGACGAGGACUGCGAGACAACCUUGGACGCCAUGAUCAUGGACGGCACGACUAUGAAAUCCGGCAACGUUGCAGGGUUGCGACGGAUCAAGGACGCGAUCGCAGUUGCGCGACACGUGCUAGAGUACACAACGCACACCCUUCUCGCAGGCGAUCUGGCCACGCAAUUCGCUGUCUCGAAUGGCUUCGCCUUGAGCAAUCUCACUACCACAGAACAGACCAAGAGAUGUGCAGCGUGGAGGGAAGAGCAUUGCCAGCCCAACUACCGAAUCAACGUAUCCCCGGACCCAAAGACGUCGUGUGGACCUUACACUGGUGUCGCACUCAAUUCAUCGUCUCCCGUGUACCAAAGAGGGCUCAUUCCUGACGGAAGUCAAACGUCCCACGACACCAUCUCUAUGAUUUCCAUUCACUCCUCCGGUACGAUGGCAGCCGGAACGUCCACCAAUGGCGCAACCUGGAAGGUUCCAGGCCGCGUCGGCGAUGGACCAAUUACAGGCUCUGGGUCGUAUGUUGACGGCGAUGUGGGAGGAUGUGGCGCUACGGGUGAUGGCGACAUCAUGAUGCGUUUCCUUCCUUGCUACCAGGCUGUUGAGAACCUACGGCAGGGUAUGAGUCCAAAAGCGGCAGCCGAGGACGCCGUCAAACGUAUACUAAGGAAGUAUCCUGAUGGCUCCUACGGCAUCGUUGUGGUGGACAAGGAUGGGCAGCACGGCGGGGCGGGAGCGGGAUGGACUUUCACGUAUGCAUUCAGAGGAGGGAAUAUGAAUGCCACUGAGGUGGUGUCAGUCCCGCCAUUGACUGAAGCCAGGCGAAGCGAAAGUGAGACGGUGAUGCAAGCUUAG
Molecule: messenger RNA, 1187 nt
Organism: Paraphaeosphaeria sporulosa
Lineage: Eukaryota; Fungi; Ascomycota; Dothideomycetes; Pleosporales; Didymosphaeriaceae
Exons: 1
Coding region: 111-1187 (358 amino acids)
Biological process (GO): protein deglycosylation
Molecular function (GO): N4-(beta-N-acetylglucosaminyl)-L-asparaginase activity
Source: RefSeq, a predicted model, not a curated record